AUGGCGGACGGUAACCCACAUCGCGAAGAUGAAGCGGCUGAGGAAGAGGAGGAGAUUGAUGAGACUACCUACAGAUCAGUCAAAGAUGCAGUCCUCUUCGCAAUCGAUGUCAGCGAUUCCAUGUUGACGCCUCGUCCCUCAGCAGACCCUAAGAAACACACCCAAGAAUCACCCACUACGGCAGCGCUCAAAUGCGCUUAUCACUUUAUGCAACAACGAAUCAUAUCCAAUCCACAAGACAUGAUGGGGGUUUUGCUGUUUGGGACGCAGGCGUCCAAGUUCUUCGAAGAAGAUGAAGACAGUCGCGGAGACCUCUCCUACCCCAACUGCUACCUCUUCACUGAUCUGGAUGUUCCUUCGGCCCAGGAGGUCAAAGAACUUCGAGCGCUGGUGGAUGAUGAUGGAGACUCAAGGGAUAUUCUAGCUCCGGCGAAAGAGCAAGUCUCUAUGGCAAACGUCCUAUUCUGCGCCAACCAGAUAUUCACAUCCAGAGCGCCAAAUUUCCUCUCCCGGCGCUUGUUCAUCAUAACCGACAAUGACAACCCCCAUGGUGAUGAUAAAACCCUACGGUCGGCCGCGACCGUACGUGCUAAGGAUCUUUACGAUCUUGGUGUCACCAUUGAGCUGUUUCCGAUCUCACGUCCUGAACACGAGUUCAAGAACAGCAAGUUCUAUGACGAUAUCAUCUACAAGUCAUCACCCAACGAUCCAGAGGCGCCUGCGUAUCUACAAACGGAUUCAAAGGCGGCGACAGCGACCGGGGACGGGAUCUCACUUCUCAACACGCUUCUAUCCAGUAUCAACUCAAGAACGGUCCCGCGUCGCACUCAUUUCUCGAACAUGCCUUUAGAACUCGGGCCAGACUUCAAGAUCUCGGUAUCGGGCUAUAUACUCUUACGAAGGCAAGCGCCCGCUAGAAAUUCCUUCAUCUGGCUGAACGGCGAGAAGCCUGUGGUCGCGAAAGGAGUGACUACCCACUCAGCAGAUGAUACUGGCCGUAAUGUCGAGAAAUGGGAGAUCAGAAAGGCAUAUAAAUUCGGUGGAGACCAAGUAACCUUUUCGCCUGAUGAACAGAAGGCGCUCAGGGACUUCGGUGAGCCAGUGAUCAGAGUUAUAGGGUUCAAGCCUAUCACUGCGCUUCCAUUUUGGGCGAACGUCAAACACCCAUACUUUAUCUAUCCGUCCGAGGAAGACUAUGUAGGAUCCUCGCGAGUAUUUUCUGCAUUGCACCAGAUGCUUUUGCGUAACAAGAAGAUGGCACUGGUCUGGUUCAUUGCCCGCAAGGGUGCUGGCCCCGUCCUCGCCGCGAUGAUCGCAGGCGAAGAAAAGCUGGAUGAGAAUGGCGUACAAAAAUAUCCUCCCGGCAUGUGGAUUCUUCCUCUCCCGUUCGCAGACGAUAUCCGGCAGAACCCUGAAACUACGUUGAAUGUCGCGCCGGAGCCAUUGAUUGAUCAGAUGCGCGUGGUCAUUCAACAAUUGCAGCUGCCGAAGGGGGUGUACGAGCCUCUCAGAUACCCCAAUCCAUCCCUCCAGUGGCACUACCGCAUCCUACAAGCUCUCGCAUUAGACGAAGACCUCCCUGAAAAGCCAGAAGACAGAACUAUUCCCAAAUACCGCCAAAUCGACAAGCGCGCCGGGGACUACGUACUAUCCUGGGCCGACGAACUCGAAAAACAACACGCCAAAACCUCAGCAGGGGCCCCUCACCCAACAAGCACCCUCGUGAAAAGAGGAUCCAAAGACCGAGCAAGCGAAACUGAAGACUCCAAACCAUCGAAGAAAGUCAAGGUCGAGGAGGGCUCCGGGAACCUAGAGGAAGAGGUCCGCAAGCAUCACGAGAAGGGGACGCUAUCCAAGCUUACGGUCGCCAUUCUGAAAGAUUUCUUGACCUCCAAUGGACGCUCAAAUGCCGGUAAGAAAGCGGAUCUUAUUGAGCGGGUAGAGGAGUUCUUGGAGCAGUAG
Molecule: messenger RNA, 1962 nt
Organism: Aspergillus luchuensis
Lineage: Eukaryota; Fungi; Ascomycota; Eurotiomycetes; Eurotiales; Aspergillaceae
Gene: akuA
Product: putative DSB repair complex subunit Ku70
Exons: 6
Coding region: 1-1962 (653 amino acids)
Biological process (GO): telomere maintenance; cellular response to gamma radiation; cellular response to X-ray
Cellular component (GO): nucleus; Ku70:Ku80 complex
Molecular function (GO): double-stranded DNA binding; DNA helicase activity; telomeric repeat DNA binding
Source: RefSeq, a predicted model, not a curated record